AAUUCGAGAGGGUAACAGGAUUCACCCAUGAAGAAACUGUUGGCCGUAACUGCCGGUUCUUACAAGGCCCGCGGUCUGAGGAGAAGAGUAUCGCCCUAAUAAGGAAUGCUAUCAGCACCGGAGUGGAGUGUAAGACGAGCAUCAGCAACUACACUAAAGACGGGAAGUGCUUUAUAAACCUACUGACUAUGCAUCCAGUAUUCAACAAGAAG
This is a messenger RNA of Sphaeroforma arctica JP610, 212 nucleotides long. RefSeq lists its product as hypothetical. The annotation marks the transcript as partial. The record is from RefSeq and is a predicted model, not a curated record. Lineage: Eukaryota; Ichthyosporea; Ichthyophonida. The transcript has a single exon. Gene Ontology annotation, cellular component: nucleus.